UCUCCAUUUCCAUUCCCAGGGAACCACCAAAGCCUCCUGCCGGUAUGAAUGAGCCUUAUCUGGAUAAUUCCUCUGUCAGAGAAUGUGGUGAACCGCAUGAAGGACCCCUGCCAGCCCUCAGUCUGCCCGCAGCCCAGCCCUCCGUACUGCACGUGCACCCCUGCAGAAGGCGACUCCAGAGCCCCUCCGAGAGAAUCCAAGCUGCCCCAGUUCGACACCAAUGGUGAGCAGCAGCCCUCCCAGCCCUUGAAGGAGGAUCUCAAGAGGUUCCAGCAGGAGCAGGCGUCCAUGCAGGAGGAGCUGUUCCAGGUGGUGAAGAGGGAGCGCGAGGCCGCCGCCAAGCACCUCAAGGCGCCCCCGCCCCGGGAGGAGACCUGCACUGACCCCGAGAAGCCCAAGUCGGCCCAGCUGGUGCGGGAGCUGGAGAGCAGUUUACUCAUCUGUAGCAUCAAGCAGAACCCCACCCCACCCCCGAGGGUACGAGGACCCAACAAGGAGCCGGUCCUGCAGCAGCUGUCCCUGAGUGCCGCCUGCCUGCGCACCCGGCUCUGUUCCGGGCCCCGAGGUUGUGUGUGGUCAUCGCCUGGCAUCUUGAUCGUGGCGGCAGGGAUCACAUCGGGUGCUCCACCACCUGUGUCCUCGUGCGCCUCUGAGUUGACUAGCCGCAGCAUGGAUUUAGACAUGGCAUCCCCAAGAGCUCCAGGUGAGGCCGAGCAUCAUGGCCGAAAGGACCUGGUGGAGGGAAGCAGUGGGGAUUGA
Messenger RNA from Ictidomys tridecemlineatus (thirteen-lined ground squirrel), 759 nucleotides. NCBI's taxonomy places the organism in Eukaryota, Metazoa, Chordata, Mammalia, Rodentia, Sciuridae. The record is from RefSeq and is a predicted model, not a curated record.